Messenger RNA from Lathyrus sativus (Indian pea), 756 nucleotides. Lineage: Eukaryota; Viridiplantae; Streptophyta; Magnoliopsida; Fabales; Fabaceae. The record is from the annotation of a GenBank genome assembly.
AUGAGAAGCUUUUGCAGAAACCGUUCUCUUGUAAACAUUUUCCACUUUCUUAAGAUUUUCACCACUCUCUUGCUCUUUUACCAUUCCUCUUUCUUCCCCAUUUUCCUCCACUCAUUUUCACAUCUCUACGCUCUUUCCAUCACCCUCUUCUCCAACUCUUUCUUAGCGUUUCUCAUCUUCAAUGCCAUCAUUCUCUUCCUCUAUAUAUUCUCCAAUCAAAACGGCGACGUUCCCAGCGACAGCACCUAUAACCAUAACCUGAACCAGUUUCUUGAAAUAACCGCACCGGAGUUAGUUACCGAUCCGGUGGAGUCUCAAUCGGAGAAACAACAAGAUCCGGUGGUAGAGACGACUUUACUAGAGAAGAAGCAACGUGACUCUUUCAAUUCGGAAGUUAGAGAGUCUUCUGUGACGGCGGUUACUGAGAGCACGACCACGACAAUGACUUGUUGCACGACUGUGACAACAAGGGGAGAUGAUAAGGUUUCGGUUUCUGAGGAAAAAUGUUACCGGAGAGUUCUGUCGGAGUGUUAUGAGCGGAGGUGUGUGGUGGCGGAUGAACGGCGAGAGAUGAAGAGAUUCAACACGUGUUUGAAGAAGGAACCGCAGAGGCAACUGUGUUACGUGGAAAAGAUGAGUAAAGAAGAGUUUAAUCGAACCGUAGAGGAAUUCAUUGCUAAACACAAGAGGAUGCAAAGGGAGGAACAAGAACAACUACGAUCUCAAAAAACUGAGUAUUUGGCUUUGGCUCCAUAA